Sinocyclocheilus anshuiensis is the source of this 717-nucleotide messenger RNA. RefSeq lists its product as uncharacterized. The coding region runs from base 2 to 682 and encodes 226 amino acids. The transcript is spliced from 3 exons. NCBI's taxonomy places the organism in Eukaryota, Metazoa, Chordata, Actinopteri, Cypriniformes, Cyprinidae. The record is from RefSeq and is a predicted model, not a curated record.
GAUGAAAGUGAAAGAAGAACAAGAUCUGAAUGAAGUGGAGGAGAAGUAUCAGGAUCAGAAAGAUCAUGAUGUCACCACUGGAGAAAAAUCAAUGCAUCAAUCAAUAUUAUUAGUUUCGGAAAACCCCCUGGUGCCACAGUGCACCUCAUGUUGCACUAUGUAUCACUGCAGUUUAUGCCCUGCUCUGAAGCCAACCACCCUGAAAAAAAUCAAGCAACACUGGGAAGGCCAUUUAAAAAAGGCAAUUGUUUUCCAAGACAAAAGAUUAUGUCGUUGCCAUUUGCCCUGCAGAACUGAGGCUCAUUACCAUUGCCCCAAUUGCAGCAAAACUGUUCUGAGGAGAUAUGUUAUGGAAGCUCACCUUCAGAUAUGCUCAUCAUCAGAUGUACCCAUCCAACCUUCUUCAUCCUCUUUGGCUUCACAACCCUCUAAAACAACACCUGCACUGGUUCCUUUGUCAUUUGUAACACCACCUGCACUGGUUCCCCUGACUGCAGUGACACCUGCACUGGUUACUUUGCCCACAACGACACCUGCACUGGCUCCUCUGUCAUCUGCAUUGACACCUGCACUGUCUCCACUACCUCCUGCAACGACACCUGCCCCGGUUCCUUUGUCCACAAUGACACCUGGGCUAGUUCCAGGGGCGGACUGGGACAAAAAUUCAGCCCUGGCACUGUAGCCACACCAGCCCACAUUACCACACCAACACGGCCC